Racocetra persica is the source of this 2944-nucleotide messenger RNA. The record is from the annotation of a GenBank genome assembly. Lineage: Eukaryota; Fungi; Glomeromycota; Glomeromycetes; Diversisporales; Gigasporaceae.
GAAUGUAUCUGACAUACCACUAAAUUAUGAAUUAGAAAGUCCUGAUUAUAUCGAGAUGGAUGAUAAUUCCAAUUGUGCUAAUCAAGGGGUUGUUGCUCUUAAGUAUACAGUGGAGCCACGUGCUGACAAAAUUAUCACAGCAAUACUUAAACCUCGUCUAAUACCCAAUUUUGCUGCUGGUGAACGCACAUUUAUAGUUAAUGUUCUUAAUAUGUACAAUCCUUCGAAUGUCUUAACUUUAAAAGUUAAAUCAAUUCUCACACUGUUUGAGCUCAAAUUUGAUCGUCUAACGCAUGGUGAACUAGUAAUGCCUACUCUUUACCAUCCAAUUCCUUCAUCAGACGUUCCAUGUGAUGCUUGGUUCACGAUCAUUAAUGUGAGCGAUCAAGACAUCCGGUUCGAAAUUGGCGUAGAACUCAAACCUGAAGUUUCUCAAUUUGUAAAAGUUGAAGUUCUUUCCAGAUAUUCUAAUUCUCCAUUAGUAGGUGUAGUAUCAAUUAGUGGUAAUGGUUCUACGGAAGUCAGAGUACGCAUUUAUCCAAUCGAAACAAUUCGUAUACCUUAUGAGCUAUCUUGUCUCACAGAUAAUAAGGGUAUCAUCUUUGGAAACCUUUGGGUUGCAACAAAACAGACAAAUGAUAAUGCAGACCAGAAAGUUGCUGAGAAUAUACCUAUUCGCGGUAUUAUUGCAGAAUUCUCAAUGUUCUCUAUAUCUCCAAACAGAAUUCGAUUCAAGACUACAUGGUCUUCAGAUAGUGAAAUUACUGACGAAGACUAUUCUGUAAGUCGUAUUCCUGCGGUGCCUUUAAUUAUCGGUGACUCGGAAGAUACGUCUAUCCAAAAUAAUUCGGUCACAAUUACCAAUAAUUCAGAUAAAAUACCCCUUUUUUUCAAAGUUCAAAUUGAGGGGCCGAUGGAAUUUUCUGCGAAAGAUAUUAUUAAUAUUACUCCUUUGGAUGAAAAUGGAUAUGGUACUGUGGAAGCAGGUCAAAAGCUUUUGCUAAGAAUUGAUUUUGUUAAUUCUGCAGUAGCAGUAUCAGAAGACAUCAAGAUUCAUAUCGUAGAUUUAAAAUCACUCUGUGGACAAAAGAGAACUAUUCUUGUUAGUAUUGAAUCCGACAUUAGAGAAAAUCGCAGCAAAAUAAAUUCUACUGCUUUAGAAGCAAUUGAUUUUAUUAGGAAUCCUUUAGCACCUUCAUUGGAAGGUAUCCACACGUACAAGGAAUCUUCAUCCGGCCUUCCUCAUAUUACUCUCCGUGGAUGCAAACGAAUUGGAGGAACUACCGAAUUUAGCGGCCGAUAUGAACUGGACCUUGGACAACAAGAUCUCGGAUCCACUACCAUUGUAAAGAAACUAACACUCGAGAAUUCAACUUCUCAACAAAUUUCUUACCGCAUUAAAACAGUUUUCGAAAGCGAUAAAAAUUGGCUCAAUAUUAAUCGAUUUGAAGGAACAUUAGAGGCGUUAACAGAUGAUUAUGAGCAACGUCUAGAUGCUCAUACAAUCACGCUGAGUUUUUCUACAAAUACCAGAAAUGUCCAUUCAACUUAUUUAAUUAUCGAAAAUUUGAGUAAUCCCUCAGAUAUCAAGACUAUAAGAGUUAUGAUGGAGGUUGUCGCUCGCCAAAAUUUGCGACGAGGGACAAGUGCACCACUUUCUAAUAAUCACGUCUUUGAUAUUUACGUGAACGGUGUAGAUAUUAGCCAUACCUGGAUUGAGAUGCUCAAUCUUUUUUAUGGUUCUGAAUAUUCUGCUCGUAGCAUGGUGAUUUAUAAUAGAGAGACUGUCCCCCUUGAGUUCACGUUUCAAACAAAUCUCGAUUAUGAUGACCCGACCGAAAUAGUGUUUUCCACAUCAAGAAUCACCGCAAAAUUAUUUAAAACGCUUACUGUUGAACCUGAAAGUAACGUACGAGUCUACAUUCGUUUCCGACCACUUCCUUCUCGAGAAGUUCAGAAAUCACUUGACAAUAAUAAACAAAGAGAUCCCGAAUUAAUAGAGACAAAAAUAAUUGAAAUAUAUGUGAAUUGUAGACUUGUUAAGGAUUAUCAGCAAACUGUUAUACUAAAAGCGGAAUGCAAAAUUCCAUCAUUACGAGUGGAGUACGAGGACUCUGAGGCUUUGACAGGAAAAAUAUAUCGACAAGAUUCUAAUUGCAAUGAUGAUGAAUUUACCGUGCAAUUUGAUCAAGAAUAUCGAGAAAUUAUGAUUAAGAAUUUGCUCGAUGCUCCACUAGAAUAUGAAAUAGUAAAUGACACAAUGUACUUCAUUUUGGACGUCUCUCAUGCCAGUAAUAUGGUAACUCCAAGAUCAGAUCAUCGCAUUAUUGUACGACCAAAUGUUAAAGCUCUAAUGAAAAAUGCCGAAAGCGUUCGGAGGGAAAAAUAUAUUCAAGAGUAUGUUACAGUAUAUAACCGAAAUAGACCGUCGGAAAAUUACUGGAUACCACUUAGAAUAAGCUUUGGUUACUUUAAAAAUUUUCAGCUAACAUCGGGCUAUAAAGCUUCAUACGCUUUUGGCGUUCUUGAAAAUCGUGCUGUGAACUUCCUGAAUGAUUUUAAUCGUAAUUCACAGAAUCUUUCUUUACUUGGUACUUGUAACGAUGAGGACUUUAAGAAAAAAAUGCUAGACCUUGAAUUCCAAUAUUUCUACAUUGUUGACCAAUUAGUUUAUUAUUCCACAAUUAAAACGGGAGAGAAUUGGUUUCAGUUAGCUAGUUUGUUAUUUGGAAUUGUGUUGAGGGAUCAAGUUUUUCGAAAUUAUGGACCGGCAUAUCUUAAGAAACCUGAUGAUGGAACAGAUAAAGUAUGGCCCCCGCACUUGGCAAAAUGGAUAUCACCGUUAAACUAUUUUAUUUCAUUUUUUCCUUAUCGAAAUCCAAUGCUUGAAACAUUGAAGGACCUUCACAAAAAUUUAAUAAUUUUACCAACUUUCACAAACUGA